This is a messenger RNA of Penaeus chinensis, 3812 nucleotides long. RefSeq names its product mucin-2-like. Bases 120 to 3812 code for a protein of 1230 amino acids. The transcript is spliced from 4 exons. The record is from RefSeq and is a predicted model, not a curated record. NCBI's taxonomy places the organism in Eukaryota, Metazoa, Arthropoda, Malacostraca, Decapoda, Penaeidae.
UCCCCGCUUAUGGCCCCCCCACAUAUAUAAGGGAAGCUAAUAUAGUCAGGCAUCUUACUGUUAGUUUGCUAGAUGUGUUAGUUACUUGGGAAGAAGAUUGUAAGGUUUCGCACAGCAGGAUGAGGUUACUACUUUUAUUCCUCGUCACAAAGCUGGCUGCCGGACAGCUGGCUCUGACCAAUGACGUGGAGCUGGUGCCGGCCAUGGCCAACAUGCCGCAGAUCACCAGCCUCGACGUCCAGUGCGAGAAAUCCGGAAUGACGGUGAACGUGGCCUUCUCGCAGCCCUUCGACGGUGUCAUCUUCAGCAAGGGCCACUUCUCCAACCCCGCCUGUCGGUAUGUGGCGGCCAACUCGGGACGUUCCAGUUUCACACUAACCAUCCCAAGUGGUGAGUGUGGCACAGCUACGUCCGAUAUCACCAACAACGGUCCAAGCGGGAAGAGCCGUGAAUCCAGUACCCGCAUGACCAACACCAUCAUCGUACAGAAUGAUCCCACAGUGCAAGAAGUAUGGGAUGUCGCCCGCACAAUCAAGUGUGACUGGGUUGACAAUCUCGUUAAGACUGUGGCCUUCAAUCCCUUUGCUGUCGGAAUGUUAGAUGCUCAAGAGGUCCGCUUCAAAGGAGGUCAACCUAUUGAGUGCUGGAUGGACUUGAAGCAAGGACGUUGGCCAUUGACAUCCGACAUUGACUCCAUCGUUAAGAUCGGCGAGACACUUUCCCUGAUGGUGUAUGCACGUGACAACAAAGGCAUGUACGAUGUCAGCGUCAAGGACUGCUAUGCUUAUGGAGGCCCAAAUUAUGACGAUGUAAACACUCCUCGAAUCCAGCUGACAGACGAGCAAGGCUGUGUUCUAAAAGACAAACUAAUCAGCCCCUUCUACAGCACCCGGCAGCGAGACGAGAGGGGAGAAAUUAUUGUCACCUAUGCUUUUGUACAGGCUUUCAAGUUCCCUGAUGUUAUGGAUGUAUUCAUGUCGUGUAAUGUAGAAAUAUGCAAAGGAGAUUGUGACAGCAUUUGUGGUUCUCUUGUUAAAGGUCCAUCAUCCCCUGGUACUACCACUGAAGGUCCAUUUCGCACAGGCAGCACACUAUUUGGCGAACCUAUCACUACUCCAGGUCCUACCACUGUCCCCUCAUGCUUUCCUGGCUCUACUGAUCCAAGGUGCUAUUCACCACCACCCACUGUCCCUAGUAUUUCUGUUUGUGGGCCUGGUUCCACUGAUCCUGCUUGCCAGUUUACCUCCCCUGAACAGGAACUUUGUGGCUUUGGAAGCAAAGAUCCUAGAUGUGUCUUCCCAACAACAUCCUCUCCUAAUAGGGGUAAAGCAAUUAACUCUAGUCCUCCUCCUAAACAAACACUGACAACUGCUUUCAAACUACCCACACCUACAAUUCCACAAUUCCAAUGUGUCCAAGGUUCAACUGAUCCUCGAUGUGUACAACCCACUUCUCCUUCACCCCCACGGUGUUUUGCUGGUUCAACUGAUCCACGGUGCCCUAAACCAACUACCACUGCUCCUCCACUAUGCUUUGCUGGGUCUACUGAUCCUCGAUGCCCCAAACCUACUACCCCUGCACCACCACAGUGCUUUGUUGGUUCAACUGAUCCUCGAUGCCCCAAACCUACUACCCCUGCACCACCACAGUGCUUUGUUGGUUCAACUGAUCCUCGAUGCCCAAAGCCCACCACCCCUGCUCCUCCGCGAUGUUUUGCUGGUUCAACUGACCCCCGAUGCCCUAAGCCCACUACUCCUGCACCACCCAUAUGUUUUGCUGGUUCAACUGACCCUCGCUGCCCCAAACCCACAACACUAGCCCCUCCAAGAUGCUUUGCAGGUUCAACUGACCCUCGCUGCCCCAAACCCACAACACUAGCCCCUCCAAGAUGCUUUGCAGGUUCAACUGACCCUCGCUGCCCCAAACCCACAACACUAGCCCCUCCAAGAUGCUUUGCAGGUUCAACUGAUCCUAGGUGCCCAAAACCUACUACCCCAGAACCCCCACAAUGUUUUGUUGGUUCAACUGACCCUCGAUGCCCGCAACCCACAACUGUUGCCCCUCCUAGAUGCUUUGCUGGGUCAACAGACCCUCGAUGCCCCAAACUUACCAUUCCCCCAUCCCCACCAAGAUGUUUUGUUGGUUCAACUGACUCAAGGUGUCCUCAGCCCACUAGCCCUGCACCUCCAGUUUGCCUCCCAGGAUCAACUGACCCUAGAUGUCCUCAGGUGACAAGUCUAGCCUCCACUCCUCUCAUUUGUCUCCCAGGAUCAUCUGACCCAAGAUGUCCUAGGCCCUCAACAACACCAGCCCCACCCCGUUGUUUCCCAGGUUCUAAAAAUCCUGGAUGCCCUAAACCUUCAACUACGCCUGCCCCACCCAGCUGUUUCCCUGGUUCUCUGGAUCCAAGUUGCCCUAAGCCCACAACAAUUCCAGCUCCACCUCUCUGUUUCCCUGGUUCUGUUGACCUGAGAUGCCCUAAACCCACAACACCAGCUCCACCUCGCUGUUUCCCUGGUUCCAUUGCUCCAGGAUGUCCUAGGCCCACAACUACACCCUCCCCACCCCGUUGUUUCCCUGGAUCUGCUGACCCAAGAUGUCCUAAACCCUCUACUACCCCAGCUCCACCAAAGUGUCUCCCUGGUUCUAUUGAUCCAAGAUGCCCUAAAAUUACUACAACCAGACCACCACCUAGGUGUUUCCCUGGUUCCCGCGACCCUAGAUGUCCUAAACCCACAACAACUCCAGCUCCACCACAAUGUUUCCCUGGAUCUACAGAUCCAGGUUGUCCUAAACUCACCACUACCACCCCUGUCCCAUUCCGCUGUCUUCCAGGCUCUGCAGAUCCUAGAUGCCCACAGCUUACCACACCAGCUGCUUGUUUCCCUGGAAGCUUUGACCCUAGAUGUCAAAAGGGUACUACCCCAGCCAAACCAAUUUGCUUUGCUGGAUCACCAGACCCUCGUUGUUCCAAGAGUUUGCCCACUGCAGCAACACUUCCAACCCCAAAACCUACUCGGCGGCCAACGAUCCGGCCUACUACUUUCCGUCCUUCACUGAGGCCAACCUUCAGGCCUCGCCCAACCCCUACUCCACAACCCACAACUCUACAACCAGAACCCCCACGCAGGGAUUCUGUGCUCUUCCCUGCAACAAUCACUACUCCUCGACCUACCACCACUACCUCUUUCUCUAGAGUAAAAGCUCCCUCAGUCACUACUCCAAGGCCAAAACCUUCAGGUCCUGCUCUUAAGCCAACUACACCCUCUAGUCGAGGCAAACCCAACAGAGGUAAACAGUUGUCGUCAGCUCCUCAGCCUAAGCCAGAACCUACAGGAAAGGAAUGGGAAGGGGAGUCUCGUUUCCAUGCCUUCCACAGUUUCCACUUCCAAAAAGGUGAUGGAAGGCGGGGCAGAAGAUUUGGUGCUCGACUAUCCAGAGAUGCUGAUGAGGAAGUUCCUCUAUCUCGGAGCAUUCGAUCUCCUGGUGAACCACUUCCAGGAAAGCGACCACUUUUAGAAAAGGUUCCUGUUAGGUUGUCUCGAUCUUUAUCAGUUAUUUCUGCUACCGACUUCCCAGAACCCAGGAAAUCUUUUUUCAGGGUUCAGUCAGAGGAAGAAACAGCACAGGCAUUUAGCGAACCAGUAUAUUCUGAUCCUCUAGGCACAGUAUGCCUUCCUGUAGCCAUUUUCACAGCUUCCGUCCUCUCCCUUUUGUUUCUUCUCCUGCUGUCAUCUACAGUGGCUCUGGUGUUGUAUAUUCGGCAGCGAGACAGCCACAAAAAACAUAUGGCUGCCUGGCUAGGGCACUAG